AUUUCUACGAAAACUAUUUAGAAAUUUCUUAUUUUUUUGUAAAUUUUCCAUCUAAAGCAAGAAUGUCUGACGAUGAAAUUGAUGUCCCAGCUGUAAAGAAACAAAGGAUAUUUUACGGAAGCCUUGAGGAAACAAUAAGAAAACUUGAGAUCGAGCAUUUGAAGAAAUCUGAAAAUCAACAACAACAAAAUAUCAAUGUCUCAGAUGGGCAAUAUUUGGAUCUAUCAGAAGAUAAAAACACUGAAAGAUAUCAACAACUUUUAGCUGAUUUUGAAAAACGAAAAAAAGCUCGCACAGUUGUUGUACCAACAAAUGACGCUGAAGUAAAAGCAAGAUUGAGAGAACUUGAGCAGCCUAUUUGUUUAUUUGGAGAAGGUCCUGUAGAAAGGCGUGACAGAUUGAGAAAACUUGUCGCUGAAUUUGGGGAUGAUGUUGAGAAGGAACCAGAACCUGUCACUAAACAGGAGAAAAAGGAUGAAGAAGAACAAGAAGUUUGGUACCAUGAAGGUCCACCUGAACUGAAAGUCUCUAGAAUAUGGAUUGCAAAUUUUUCAUUUCCUAGGGCAAAUGAAAGGUUGAAAAAGGCUCGGGUUUUACAAGCGAGGCCAGAUGCUGAGAAAGCAGCAAAAACACAAGAACUUCAUAAAAGGUUACGAGCACUUGUAAACUCCUGCAGUCAGAUUGGAGAUGAUCGACCAUUGUCAUACUGUCAAUUUUCACCAAACUCUAAAAUGCUGGCAACUUGCUCAUGGAGUGGAUUAUGUAAAUUGUGGUCUGUACCAGACUGUUCAUUGAUCAGAACCUUGCGAGGUCAUAAUUCAAGAGUUGGUGGUGUAGUAUUUCAUCCUCAGGCUACAGUUUCUUUAGAACCAUCUGUUCCAUGCAUGGCAUCUUGUGGUGCUGAUGGUGAUGUAAGGUUGUGGAACAUGGAAUCGGAAACACCCAUUGCAAAUAUUGAAGGUCAUGACAAACGAGUAUCUCGUAUUGCAUAUCAUCCGUCAGGAAGAUUCCUUGCGACAUGUUGUUUUGAUUAUUCGUGGAGACUGUGGGACUUGGAUCAACUCAAAGAAGUAUUGCAUCAGGAAGGUCACUCGCGAGAAGUUUACCAUAUUGCCUUUCAUCCUGAUGGUUCACUGACAGGAACAUGUGGCUUAGAUGCUCGUGGUCUUGUUUGGGACCUAAGAACGGGCCAAUGUGUCAUGCCUUUAGAUGGUCAUCUACAAAAAGUCUUGGCUAUCGACUUCGCACCUAACGGGUACCACGUAGCUACGGGCAGCGAAGAUCAGAAAGUCAUGAUUUGGGACUUGCGAAAAAGAAAAGCAAUUUACACAAUUCCGGCGCAUACAAAUCUGAUCUCGUAUGUUAAAUUUCAUGAUCAAUAUUUGUUGUCUGGUUCUUAUGACUGCAAAGUAAAGGUCUGGACACAUCCAGGUUGGAUUCCUUUAAAAACUCUAGCUGGUCAUGAACAAAAGGUGUCGUGUGUGGAUAUUUCCAAAGAUGGUCAGUUCAUCGCGUCCAGCUCUUUCGAUAGAACAUUUAAACUUUGGUCAACAGAAUGAUUCAAGAUUAUGUCUUACUAACGGCAACCCAAAGCUACAACACUCCAGUUUUUCUUGAAUUACGUUCAUUGUGAAUCAACCAACACCCUCGUUCCCUGGCUUUCCCUCUGUGUAACUGAGGUGCAAGUAAUCCAAGAGCGUAUUUAACAACGAAUUGUGUUGAACGAUGGAACAAAAUUAAGACAAAAUAAAGUCUUUCGAUAUAUACAUGGCCGUUUUGGUUAAGGCUGUUUCAUUAACCCAUUUUCCACAGUAGGAAAAACAUUGUACAUGUAAAAAAAUCGCUUCGAAAAAAUAUACCGUUUCCUACUUUUUCAGGUAGACACAGACCGGACGCGAUGUGGCAACGCGGCGCGAAAUUUUCAGUUUUCAGAAUGACAUAAAAAUUAAACUCUAGAAGAAAGUUUUGGAACCUAUGAACGC
This is a messenger RNA of Dendronephthya gigantea, 1982 nucleotides long. RefSeq names its product U4/U6 small nuclear ribonucleoprotein Prp4-like. The record is from RefSeq and is a predicted model, not a curated record. Gene Ontology annotation, cellular component: U4/U6 x U5 tri-snRNP complex. The transcript has 17 exons. The coding region runs from base 63 to 1559 and encodes 498 amino acids. Lineage: Eukaryota; Metazoa; Cnidaria; Anthozoa; Malacalcyonacea; Nephtheidae. Gene Ontology annotation, molecular function: U4 snRNA binding; protein binding; U6 snRNA binding. Gene Ontology annotation, biological process: mRNA splicing, via spliceosome.